Messenger RNA from Chiloscyllium plagiosum (whitespotted bambooshark), 2836 nucleotides. Lineage: Eukaryota; Metazoa; Chordata; Chondrichthyes; Orectolobiformes; Hemiscylliidae. The record is from RefSeq and is a predicted model, not a curated record.
CAGCUAGACGGUGUGGGACCGGAAGUAAUUGGUUGCUAUGGGAUAAUGGGGUGGGAGACUGUUUGCUUCUGACCACAAGGAAACUCAGCAGCAGCUUGGAAAUAGGCUCGUUAGUGAAAGAAAAAAAGAGGCGGAUACAGUGAUGCCGCUCAAAGGUUGUGCCGGUCGGUUGAAAAAACGCUGCUAAUACAAAAUAAUUUCGUAAUGGCAGCGGAAUUGAGCGUGAACGCCGUGUGGCAGUUUCUUUCGGACAGAGGAGGGAAAGUGCCGAGUGCUGUGCUGCUGGAACAUUUCACAGUUUUUCUGAACAACCCCAAGAAGAGGGCAGACGCUCGAGGGCUGUUCAAAGAGUUCGUGAACAAAGUGGGGCUGGUGGUCCAAGAAGAUGGGGUGAAAUAUGUGUGUUUGAAGAAGAAGUACCGACAUCAGAUUAACUGGUCCGAGGUAUCUGCAGAUGGUAAGGGGCAUGGCUGGAAAGACAGUGAUGGUGCUGCCGGCGGUGUGGAAAAACGUGACAGACAGUCUGAAAGAAUCGGCAACAGUUCGUCUACAGAAGGGAGAAAACAAAGCCUAGAUGGAGGAGCUUUGACAGAUCCGCCUAAAUCGGUACUUUCCGCACCAGUCGUUAAUGGUGGGUGUUUGGACAACUCGUAUGAUGAGGGAUGCAAUGAAAGCCAACAGACUGUGCUGUUGGACCAGCGCAGUGCUGAAGAAGACGGGCGAGUUGCAAGGCACUCCCAUGUAAAUGGGGCGAACGAACAAGUUGCUUCGUCAAAUGGAACUCCAACAGUAUCAAAUAUGACCACAGAAAUGGAGAAUCAAGCCCAAACCGAGCAUAAUCAAGCAACGAAAUUGGUGACGGAAUCCAGACAAUUAGCUAAUGAUUUGGGCGAAACAUUGCUACAUCAAGACACCAGUAAGACUGUUCAGAAAACGAAAAAUGGUGGCGAUCUACUCGCCAAUUUAUUCAAUUCGGGCGAUGAUAGAAAAAGCACUCUAACCUGGAAUUUUUCUGAAAGUACCGCAAAACAGGCGCCAGAAUCCGAAAAAAUAGAAAACAUUGACUCCACAGAACGUGAUAUUAAGUCAAAGAAUGAAAGUAAAAUGUUAAUUACACCUUAUUGCAACUUUUCACCUGCUGAAGUCAAGAUAAGUCCAGACGUUAAUGUCCGAAGACCUUCCCGAAAGCGUUUACAACGAAGCCUGGCAGUUAGUCGAUCAAGCAGCCUUUUUGAUGAUGGAAACACAAUUGAGGUCUCGACCAAUGCAUCCAGUUCAGCCAGUGAAAGCUUGUUAAGUACACCCAGGUCGAGUAGGAAAAAUUUUAGGGAACUAAUGAUUAGCAGCUCACCUCAGCUGAGACAUAGUGUUGCUUACAGUAACUCUGCUGCCUUUCUAAAUGUUAAACAAGGAGAUUUGGGAUCUGAUAGAAACGAAAGUGACUCCUCUUUGACUUCAAAAUUGAGUGAUGAAGAUACAGGGUCAGUAGCACUUGAUCCCUUGGAACAUGAAUGGAUGUUGCAUGCCUCGGAAGGAAGAUGGGAUAGCCUCAAAGCAUUACUGACAACUGAUCCCAGUCUGAUCACUUGGAAAGAUUUUGUCACUGGGUUUACAUGUCUUCAUUGGGCAGCAAAACAUGGUAAACCGGAAUUACUGGCAAUGCUAGUCAAUUAUGCAGCUAAACAUGACAUUCCAAUCAAUAUUAAUAUUCGGUCUAGUGGUGGUUACACCCCUCUGCAUUUGGCUGCUAUGCAUGGGCACACGGAAGUAGUGAAACUGUUGUCUGGUGCCUAUGACGCUGAUGUUGAUAUUAGAGAUUAUAGUGGUAAGAAGGCAUGGCAAUACCUCAGCCAAGAUACUUCUGAAGAGUUGAGGAGUCUUAUCGGUGCAUCUAGAAACUUGGACUCUGAAAGCAUGUUACAGAAUGAAAGUGGACGUUGGAGACUGUCAAAGGUUCUUCCUUCCAAUCUGACCCACAAAGUGUCCAGUGCUCUUGAAGAAGACGCUUAUACAGAUGGCUCAAUCAUAAAACCAGUCAGCCGGAAAACCUCGAUUAACAAGAUGAAAUUCAAUCGAAUAAGAUUUAAAACACAAGUCAUUCAGUCUACACCUUCCCUGCAAGGAACAGAAUGUGAAAUGAGAGGAACAGCAAAUUUCCACUGAGACAGGACAACAAAACAAAGCAACACUACAUUGGCAUUCUCAUUCAGAGAAGACAUAUGGCUGGUGUGAGAAAUGAAUACCUUCGCAUUACUGCUAUGAGUGAUAAUAUGAGGCUAGAAUUCACAGCACGGGAGGAAGCUAGUAAGAUUAUUGUGCAUGUACCAGUUGCUUCUCUGAAUUAAUAAUUAAAGGAAAGCUGAGUGUGAUGUAUCUAUCUUUAUGUUCAAAGUAAUUCCUGUUUCAUAAAAUAACUUUACACUUUCAAUUUGCUUAAUGAUUUAGACUUUAUUGUUAUGUGUACUCAAGUAUAGGAAUAAGGUUGUGAAAAGUUUGUGUCAUCACACAUGCUGCCAUCUUAGAUACAAGUACCUAGGUACAAAAACGUAAGAACAACGUUAAACAUUAAAGUCUUUCUUAGUAUUAAGUUGAAAAAUAAAGAACUAAAGAUAAACAUUCAAACUUUGCCAUCUUUCUUAACUACUUAGCCAUGCUGGGACCACGCUAUCUAUAAGGGCUCCACCUCCCCAUCUCCUCAGCUUUGACACGCUGUCCCCGGGCUGGCUCCAUCUCCCCUACUUGUUGCUGCAGAUGUCAGGGAAACCUCCAUCGCUGUGUUGGAUCUCAGACUGCCAAAGCCCUGAUCCAGACACCAACCACGCCGGGCCUUGGCCUC